UGCUCCUCCAUUCUUAAAGGUACUCAAGGUUAAUUAUAAUCAUCAUUCAUCAAACUAAAGACCUACAUUACAUAUAUACUUAGUAACACAUAGUCAUCACAAUGACGGGCUCUGGCUCUCCUUGUGGAGCUUGCAAGUUCUUAAGAAGGAAAUGUAUAAAAGGAUGUGUGUUUGCCCCAUACUUUUGCCAUGAACAAGGAGCUUCACAUUUUGCAGCCAUUCACCAAGUGUUUGGUGCCAGCAAUGCUUCUAAAUUGCUCUCUCAUCUUCCCCUCGAAGAUCGACGCGAAGCCGCUACUACAAUCUAUUAUGAAGCUCAAGCUCGCCGUGAAGACCCCAUCUAUGGCUGCGUUUCUCAUAUCUUUUCCCUUCAACAACAAGUUGUGAACCUACAAACACAGCUAGAGAUUCUAAAGCAACAAGCAACACAAAGCAUGAUGGCUAGAGAUUCUCCAUCCAUAGAAAACUCUAAUUGCUAUCGAGAUAAUAAGCCUCAACAUCUUCAAAAACCUCAAGAUCUCCAUCUUCGUCGUCAUCAUCAUCAUACCACUUCGAAUUAUCAAAAUGGAAGUUUGGAAACGGAGCAAUACUCUGAUCUAAAGAAUAUCAUGACGUCAUGCUACCACCAGAACCAAACCGGGACGAGGUCAUUCAUCGGAGCUGGUGGAGAUAACACGGCAGCGAGUUACUACUACAACUCCUCAAGUGGCUGCAGUGAAGAAAUUAACUCUACCAUCCGUGAAUUUUCCAAAUAUUCUGAAUUGGAUCAACAUUUGAACACUUUUAAUCAACAUCGUCAUGGCGGUGGCGGCAAUGAUCUACUGUCCGCGAGUUUUGAGUACACCCCGUAGUCGUGAUGUCUUUUUUGGUGAAGAUAUGAAUGAACACGAUCAAGAACCGAUAUGUAUUAGUAAAUAUAGUAUAAUUUUACUUUAUAGGAGUAUUAUGUCUUUUUAUUCCUUUAGUUUCCAUUUGAGUUUGAGCUUAUAUAUCGGAGUCAAUUAAAUUAUUGGGAAACCACAAAUAACAAAUUCUUAAGCAGCUUAGCUUACUACUGGCUACUGCGUUGGAAAAAUUGUGUGUUUAGACACUCUAGGGCCUAAUGAUCUCCGCCUUUUAUAUUAUUGGAAUCUAAACUAAGAAUUGUUACUGUUUUAAUAUAUCUGGCUAUAUAUAGUUGUAGAAGGUUUUGGCUAUAAUUAAAUCACGUAAGG
Messenger RNA from Camelina sativa (false flax), 1214 nucleotides. Its product is annotated as LOB domain-containing protein 17-like. The record is from RefSeq and is a predicted model, not a curated record. Gene Ontology annotation, biological process: hormone-mediated signaling pathway; positive regulation of DNA-templated transcription. Gene Ontology annotation, cellular component: nucleus. Lineage: Eukaryota; Viridiplantae; Streptophyta; Magnoliopsida; Brassicales; Brassicaceae.